AUGACGAACAGAUUGCCCGAUGAAUUAAUUAUUAUCAUUUUGAAUUAUUGUGGUCUGAAUCAAGAGCCUUUGAAUUUUAAAUACAAGGAAGGUGAAACUAUGAGAAGUAAGGCAGCUUGUUCGAUGGCUCUCUCAUUCAAGAAAGACUCUCCAAUUGAUCAAUAUUUACAGGAUGGUUAUUGGAGGUAUUUAGUGAUGGGUUGGGCAAGACUCUCUCAUCGGGAAUGGACAGAGGAAGUAUUGGCAAAACAAGAUGAAGAAAUACCAUGGCCAUCAACAAUGAGUAACAGAAGUCGAUACGCUCAAUUAAUGCACAAGUUUAAGGAGAAUUAUAAGAGUUUGCAACUUGAAAAGGAAUCAAAUAAUAAGAAUUAUUACGGACAAGCUGAUUUCAAAAUAUUCGUUGGUGGAAUAGCAAAUGUUGGAAAGACAGCUCUGACAGUUCAAUAUGUCAUGAACUAUUUUGAUGGAGUAAAGAUAGAUCCAACUAUUGAGGAAACUACAUGGAAGAAUGCCAUUGUUGAUGAUUAUCCUACGAGAUUAGUUAUUGAGGAUUCUUUCUCUUUUGGAAUGGAAUAUAAAUUUGGAGAGUGUUUCAUGUUAGUUUGUUCGAUAAAUGAUAGACAAUCUCUUACAGAGCUAGAGGAGGUUCUAAAAUCAAAUUUUAAGGAGAAGAAAAUGUACAAAUCCUAUGUCAUUGUUGUGAAUAAGGUUGAUGUUGAUUCUUCAGCAUAUCAAUUUAACUUGAAGGAUGUUUAUGAAAUUUUCACAAGAAAUCCGAAACUAAAGUAUUGUCCCAUUAUCAUGGCAUCCGCUGCACACAAUGAAACAGUUUCCAAUGCCUUCAGUAUUCUAAUUAGAUAUCACAGACUCGUUCAAGUUAUAAAAAGCUUUGAAACUCAUACUAGCCAUCGAAAGAAAGAUAAAAAGUGUAUUCUUUGCUAGUAGAAUACUCUAUAAUAAUUAUUGUAAUAUUAUCUAAUUAAUUGAUUACAAAAAAAUACUCUUCACAAAUUGUUCCUUCUUUUCUCUUCUAGGUUCAACAUCUCCACCGUAAAUAUACUUUUCACGAUGUCUAUUUUGUCCCUUCUUCAUUCUAACACCUUCAUUCUCAGGAACAUAAAUAUUCAAAUCCGGAGCCUUGUCAGCAGUCAAAUUACCUCUAAUUUGAGAACCUGAUGUGUAAAUUUUAACAACUUUUUCAUCAUCUUGUUGGUGUUCUGGUGGCUGAGUUUGAGCCUGGGAUUCCUUUUGCUUUUCCAAAAUUGCUGCUUGUUUGUUUUGUUCCUUUCUCUCCAAACGUUUAGUAUGUUUACUUUUAUCAGUCUUUCUCUGAAAGUCCUCUCUCUUGUCAUCCUUGUUCUUUUCCUUUCUCUCUUGUUUCUCUUCGAAUUGCGAAGAAGAAGAAGAGGUUUCUUGAUCACCAUCUUCUGGGACCAAUUCCCAUCUUCUAUGUUUAUCAAGUGAAUGAGAGACUACAUGUUGUCUUCCGUAGAGUCCCGAGACAUCUUGCCAUUCAAAUAUACAUCCCUUCUCUCUUUCUACAUUUAAUUGAUGACUAAACUUGAGUGUUUGAUUGGUUUUUACGC
This is a messenger RNA of Naegleria gruberi, 1589 nucleotides long. RefSeq names its product ras small GTPase. The transcript has a single exon. Gene Ontology annotation, biological process: signal transduction. Gene Ontology annotation, molecular function: GTPase activity; GTP binding; GDP binding. Bases 1 to 945 code for a protein of 314 amino acids. Lineage: Eukaryota; Heterolobosea; Eutetramitea; Acrasida; Naegleriidae. The record is from RefSeq and is a predicted model, not a curated record. Gene Ontology annotation, cellular component: plasma membrane.